Molecule: messenger RNA, 330 nt
Organism: Lodderomyces elongisporus
Lineage: Eukaryota; Fungi; Ascomycota; Pichiomycetes; Serinales; Debaryomycetaceae
Gene: TIM12
Product: Tim12p
Exons: 1
Coding region: 1-330 (109 amino acids)
Biological process (GO): protein insertion into mitochondrial inner membrane
Cellular component (GO): mitochondrial inner membrane
Source: RefSeq, a predicted model, not a curated record
AUGUCGUUGUUUUUGGGCUCAAGCUCGCAAUAUUCAUAUGCCAGGGUAGACCCUGAAAAGAUUAGGCUAGCGACGAUCCAAUUCCAGGCCAUGGCUGCAACAUUCAACAAGGUGCUUAGUACAUGUGAGGCAAAAUGCUUAGUUCACGAGUAUGGUGAAGGAGAGUUGACCAAGGGAGAACUGGAAUGUAUUGAUCGGUGUGUUUCCAAGUACGUCAAAGCCAAUAAGGUUGUUGGUGAACAGAUACAGAGCCAAAGAGUGGAUCCGUACAAUCGGAUGCCUGCUUUUAUAAAAGUACAGCAGAUUUUGAGUGAAAGUCGACGAAGUUGA